Molecule: messenger RNA, 1719 nt
Organism: Prorocentrum cordatum
Lineage: Eukaryota; Dinophyceae; Prorocentrales; Prorocentraceae
Source: the annotation of a GenBank genome assembly
AUGAAGUCAUGGCUGCGGCCGAGCAGUUCAUCGACGACCUGGGCGACGCAACGUACACCAGCAAGGCACGGAUGUUUGCGGAGCUGCGCCUCGAGGCAGUCGAGUCACAUGUGCGAUGCGUGGAUGUAUGCGUCACCUCCUGGGAAACUGAUACACUGGGACCCCAGGGGUCGAUGGAUACGGAUCAGUUUGGGCCCCCUUCGGCCCAAAUGCUUCCAUGUCCACCGCCUCCCGAGAUCCGCGCAUUGGGUACCCUUUGGCGGUGGAUAUGGCUGCAUCCCCGCCUCGCAGCGUGGCCAGCCAGCGACCCCUCCAGAGAUGGCGCAGAUCUACAUCCGCAGUUCAGGAUGCAGCUCCUGGGACGUUAGAGUCGGCAUCGACGCUGGCAUAACCGCGGCUGGAAGCCCAGCCAAUCCAACCAGACUCCAUUUGGUUCGGCCCGCUAUUGCGUGGACCGGCUUGUCCCCCAGGUUUGUGGCCCAUCGGCCCCUUUUGCUCGAGCGUCGCAGCCCUCCGCAUCCCUCUUGCGAAGACCUCCCAGCAGCUGCCUCCUGGUGCAUCUACCGCUCCCUCGCCGAGGAUCGGACCGUCCCGGCUUCGCCGCGCGCGCCGCCGCUCUGGAGGCAUCCGCGCGCGCCGCGCUGGAGGCUGGCCGGCUGGAGGAGGCGGCCGCGUGGGUCGAGGCGUGCGGCCGGGUCGGGGCGGCCUGCGGCACGGGCGGCGCGGCGGUGGCGCGCUUGCGCCUGGAGCUGGCGCGGCGGCGGGGGGAGGACGACCUCGGGGGACUUGAGGCGGGCGCAAGUCGCGGUGUACCGAGAGCUCGCGGCGGACCAGGCUGCGGCCCAGAGCUUCCUGCGGGAGGAGGGCGUACAGAUCGAGGACAUGGUCGGCCUGCGUCCUCGCGUCGCCCUCCGGCGGCUCGUGAGGUCGGCGGAGCCGGACGAUGAGUGGCACGUUGCGGUGCGGUCCGCGCCGCUGGAGCUCGCUGUCGAGAGAGUCGUGGUCCAGGCUCUGAGUUUUAAGGACCAGGGCUGGGGGAACUCGAAGGGGCGCAUCGGCCUUGCCCUCCUCGACGCGGGCGGGGCGCUGAUGACCCGCUGCGAUCUCUUCGGGACGUAUCGUUCGCCCGGGUAUGCGUACGGGGACUCCCCGCAGCGCGCGCUGGAGUCGGACGAGGAGGUCGUUGCCAGAGCCGUGCCUGGGUGCUCGUAUCGCCUGGAGUACGUGGUGGGCGGCGGGGGCGGCCACAGUGUCAGCAUCGUCCAGCUGCUCUGCAAGAUCUACCCGGCCGGCUGGACAGAGGACCUGGCGUCCCACCGGCUCCGCGACCCCGAAGGGGACGCCGGCCUGUACUUGGGGCCCGUCGACGGCGGCGGCCGUGCUCACGGCGAGGGCCGGCUGGAGUACGACGACGGCGACACGUUCGUGGGCGGCUUCGAGGGCGGCUCGUUGCGGGAGGGCGUCCUGUACGGCCGCCGUGGUCGGGAGGAUCUGAUGCUGCAGGGCACGUGGGUCCAGGGGACGCCGCCGCCCGGCUCGAGACAGGCCCUGCGGCAGAGGUACCCAAGGGAGGCCGACUGGCUGGUCGAGGAGCCGUCCUUCCCUGCAGGGUUCGACGGGCGUCUCCGUAGAGGCGAUUCCGACGGAGACGAAGACGAAAAUGAAGUAAGGUUUGAAGACGACGGACUCGACGACACUUCCAUGGCGUCCUCAACGUGA